CCCCCCCCCGGGCCGAGGCCAUGCCGGACCAGAUCUCCGUGUCGGAAUUCGUGGCCGAGACCCAUGAGGACUACAAGUCUCCCACCGCCUCCAGCUUCUCCAGCCGCACCGCCCAGUGCAGGAACACGGUGGCGGCCAUCGAGGAGGCUCUGGAUGUGGAUCGAACUGUUCUUUACAAAAUGAAGAAAUCGGUGAAAGCAAUAAACAUAUCCGGUUUGGCUCAUGUGGAAAAUGAAGAACAGUACACUCAAGCCCUGGAGAAGUUUGGUGGUAACUGUGUAUGCAGAGACGAUCCCGACUUGGGAAGCGCAUUCCUGAAAUUUUCUGUGUUCACGAAGGAGUUGACGGCACUUUUCAAAAAUUUGAUUCAGAACAUGAACAACAUAAUCACUUUUCCUUUGGACAGUCUGCUGAAAGGAGACCUGAAAGGUGUAAAAGGGGAUCUGAAAAAGCCCUUUGACAAAGCAUGGAAGGACUAUGAGACAAAAGUAACAAAAAUAGAAAAGGAGAAGAAAGAACAUGCCAAGCUCCAUGGGAUGAUUCGGACUGAAAUAAGUGGAGCUGAGAUUGCUGAAGAAAUGGAGAAGGAAAGAAGGUUCUUCCAGCUUCAGAUGUGUGAGUAUCUGUUGAAGGUCAAUGAAAUCAAGAUAAAAAAAGGAGUUGAUCUACUUCAGAAUCUGAUCAAGUAUUUCCAUGCACAGUGCAAUUUCUUCCAGGAUGGACUGAAAGCCGUUGAAAGCCUCAAGCCUUCCAUUGAAACCCUUUCAACCGAUCUUCACACAAUCAAGCAGACCCAGGAUGAAGAAAGAAAGCAGCUUACACAACUAAGAGAUAUUUUAAAAUCUGCUCUCCAAGUCGAGCAAAAAGAGUCUAGGAGAGAUUCUCAAAAUCGUCAGAGUACAGCGUACAGUUUACACCAGCCUCAGGGAAAUAAAGAGCAUGGCACUGAAAGGAACGGCAGUCUCUACAAAAAAAGUGACGGAAUCCGAAAAGUGUGGCAGAAAAGAAAAUGUUCCGUUAAAAAUGGGUUUCUGACGAUAUCCCAUGGUACAGCUAACCGGCCUCCUGCGAAGCUCAAUCUGUUAACCUGCCAAGUGAAAACAAACCCUGAAGAGAAAAAGUGUUUUGACCUUAUAUCACAUGACAGAACAUAUCACUUUCAAGCGGAAGAUGAACAAGAAUGUCAAAUAUGGAUGUCUGUGCUCCAGAACAGCAAAGAAGAAGCCUUAAAUAAUGCAUUUAAAGGUGACGACAACACUGGAGAAAAUAACAUUGUCCAGGAACUGACGAAGGAGAUUAUAUCUGAGGUCCAGAGGAUGACAGGGAAUGAUGUGUGUUGUGACUGUGGAGCACCAGAUCCUACCUGGCUAUCCACCAAUCUGGGCAUUCUCACAUGCAUUGAGUGUUCUGGAAUCCAUCGAGAGCUGGGAGUACAUUAUUCUAGAAUGCAGUCCCUCACAUUAGAUGUAUUGGGAACGUCGGAGCUUCUGCUUGCUAAGAAUAUUGGAAAUGCUGGUUUUAAUGAGAUUAUGGAAUUUGGCCUGCCAGCUGAAGACUCCGUCAAACCUAGUCCGAACAGUGACAUGAAUGCAAGAAAAGACUACAUAACCGCCAAGUAUAUUGAGAGGAAAUAUGCAAAGAAAAAGUAUGUGGACAAUGCAGCCAAACUACACAAUCUUUCUGAAGCCGUCAAAGCAAGAGAUAUUUUUGGACUGCUCCAAGUCUAUGCUGAUGGUGUGGAUCUAACAGAAAAAAUCCCGCUAGCCAAUGGACAUGAACAAGAUGAAACAGCUCUUCACCUUGCAGUCCGAUCAGUGGACCGAACGUCACUGCACAUAGUUGACUUUUUGGUUCAGAAUAGUGGAAACCUGGACAAACAGACAAGUAAAGGCAGUACAGCCCUGCACUAUUGCUGCCUGACUGAUAAUGCUGAGUGCCUCAAGCUGCUGCUCCGGGGAAAGGCCUCCAUUGAAAUAGCCAAUGAAUCCGGAGAGACUUCACUUGACAUCGCUAAACGCUUAAAACAUGAACACUGCGAAGAACUGCUUACUCAAGCCUUAUCCGGAAGGUUUAAUUCUCAUGUCCAUGUCGAGUAUGAAUGGCGAUUGCUCCCUGAGGAUCUAGAUGAGAGUGAUGAUGACGUAGAUGAGAAAUUACAGCAGCCUAGUCCUAAUCGGAGAGAGGACAGGCCCGUCAGUUUCUAUCAGCUAGGAUCCAGUCAGCUUCAGCCUAACACGGCAUCUUUGGCAAGAGAUGCUGCCAACAUCGCUAAAGAUAAGCAGAGGGGAUUUAUGCCCAGCAUCUUGCAAAAUGAAACCUAUGGAACGAUCCUCAGUGGCAGCCCUCCCACCCAGCCUGCAGCCCCUGUCACCACCAGUGCGCCCCCUCUGCCUCCCAGGAAUAUUGGCAAAGCUCAGCCCUCCCUCCUGAGCAGUGGUGUUCAGACAGCCUCUUCAGCUUACAGCUUGUGGAAGACAAACUCUCUGGGCGUGGACAGUGGCAGCAGGCAGCGAUCGGCGUCCGAUCCGCCAGCGCUCCAUCCCCCGCUGCCCCCUCUGCGCGUCACGUCUACCAAUACUCUGCCGCCAGGGCCACCGCCACCUGUAGCCAAAACAGCCAGUGUGAUGGAAGCAUUAAGCCAGCAACCCAAGCCAGCCCAGCCAGCUGCGCCUCAAUCCAAAGCUACCCCACCACCUCUGCCCCCACAGCCUCCUAGUCGAAUCGCACAGAAAAAACCUACUCCUGGGGUUGAAAAGUCAUCCCCUUUGAUUAACAAGGGCCAACCCAGAGGAACCGGAGAAGUCUCCUCUGGGCCAGAAACUUCAUCAAACACAUCUGCCCCCAUGCAGCCUCCAGCCCCGAUGCCAAGAAAGUCGCAGAUAUCAAAAAUUAAACCCAAAAGGGUAAAAGCCCUCUACAACUGUGUAGCAGAUAACCCAGAUGAGUUAACGUUCUCAGAAGGGGAUAUUAUCAUCGUGGAUGGCGAGGAGGACCACGAGUGGUGGAUUGGCCAUAUUGAUGGGGAUCCUAGCCACAAAGGAGCUUUUCCUGUAUCAUUUGUGCACUUUAUUGCUGACUAAACUGCUACUGAACAAGAAUACAGAAUUUUCCCAUUUCCACCUAUUUGUAGAUGUCACUAUUUCACCACCGGUACCAAAACUUCUGCCAGAAAAUUAUUUUUUUGAGUUGUAUUGUACUGUAGUGGACUUAUCACUGUUCUGUUUGCCAAAUGCAGACAGAACUAUUUUUACAUGAAUAAAUAGGUGUUUUUUUUAACUUCUUCAUGAAACAAUGAUUUACUUGUUUGUAAGGUGACCCGAAGAAUAUUUUAGAAACGUAUUUAAGAUGGCUAACCCGCAAAGUAAAAUCUGUUGAAUUUAACAGGUACACACUUUAAAAUGAUUAAAAAUAAAUUUCUCUGUUACUGACUUCAAAA
This is a messenger RNA of Ornithorhynchus anatinus (platypus), 3436 nucleotides long. It is a transcript of the gene ASAP2, whose product is annotated as ArfGAP with SH3 domain, ankyrin repeat and PH domain 2. The transcript has 29 exons. Bases 21 to 3080 code for a protein of 1019 amino acids. Lineage: Eukaryota; Metazoa; Chordata; Mammalia; Monotremata; Ornithorhynchidae. Gene Ontology annotation, cellular component: cytoplasm. Gene Ontology annotation, molecular function: protein binding; GTPase activator activity. The record is from RefSeq and is a predicted model, not a curated record. Gene Ontology annotation, biological process: positive regulation of GTPase activity.